AAUGAACAACUUUAAAGUUUUAAGUUCAACGAACUUAAAACACAUAUAAUGCCAAGAUUUUCCUGAUUAAUUAAGCGUGAGUGCAUGGAAAUAUAUAUUUUGCAGUCAAAAUGGGUGAUGUAGAAAUACCACCACUCGUUAAACAGAUUGUUCGAGGUCUCAGAGGCUUAGCUUUUCUUGCCACUAUUCUUGCAACUAGUUUCAUGGCUGCAAGCCAUGAAAGAGCUAUCUUCCCUUUCGAUUACAAAGCAGACUAUACAGAUCUCAUGCUCUUCAAGUACGUUACAACUACAUAUAUAUCAUUUCUAGUUUUCUACUACUUUGUAGUUUGUUUUUGGUCCAUGCAUGCUCUCUCUAAUCUAUAUAAAAAAAAAAAAUCUAUGAUUUUCAGGGCCUUUUUGGGUGCAAACAUUGCCGCAAGCCUUUACAGCUUUUUCUUUGUAUGCCUUCCUCCGAAGAGCUUGCUCUGGCGAUUGGCUAUUGUUUUAGAUGUGAUCAUGUUCGGACUCCUUGUUGCAAUGGAUUCAGCAGCUAUAGCAGCUGCGUAUCUGCACAAGCAUGGAGAUUCUCAGGCAUUUUGGCCACCAAUCUGCAGCCAAGUGCCCACUUACUGUUAUCGCGUAAUUUUAGCUAUAUCCAUUGGAUUCGGUGGAGUCUUCAUGUUCCUGCUGAUCAUCAUCAUUUCCAUCUCUGUUAUCUUAAAUCCUCUUCUCGUCUAGUAGACUCAUCAUCAUAACUAUCUUUCUUGCAUAAAUGUACAUUUCCUACUAGUAACAAUAUGGUCUCAGUGACCUCUGACAAUGGAACUGUUGGGUUUUUUUCUUCU
Populus trichocarpa (black cottonwood) is the source of this 826-nucleotide messenger RNA. Its product is annotated as CASP-like protein 1C1. The transcript is spliced from 2 exons. Lineage: Eukaryota; Viridiplantae; Streptophyta; Magnoliopsida; Malpighiales; Salicaceae. The record is from RefSeq and is a predicted model, not a curated record. Bases 111 to 719 code for a protein of 202 amino acids.